AUUGCGCACAGCUGUCAGAAUUCUAGUUCGCUUGGUCGACAUUUUAUCGUAGAGCCACAUGCAUGCAACUUUCUGGACUGCUUUUUUUUGUGAUUAAUUUCUCAGGUGGUGAAUUCAUCUAAAACCAACAAAUAAUUGUAUUCAUCAACAAUGUCUCUCAUUGAGGAAUACGAGGAAGGGGAAUACGAGAGAGCACCUAAUAAGCGUCUCAAGACGAUGGAUGUGGAGGAGGGGGAGGAUUCAGAUACAGCUUCCGCGGGGCUGCUAGGAGACGAAGAGGAUGCUACGGGGACCCCCGGGGAAAACCGGGCCCGGUGGUCAACAACAAAAUAUGAGUCUGGAAGAAAGGACAAUGGGGAGGAUGCCCACAGGAUCGCCCCCUCUCCGGUGGUCCACGUGCGGGGGCUCUGUGAGUCAGUGGUGGAGGGGGACCUGGUGGAGGCCCUGGAGAAGUUUGGCAACAUCUGCUACGUCAUGAUGAUGCCGUUCAAGCGUCAGGCGCUGGUGGAGUUUGAAGCCAUGGAGAGUGCCGACCAGUGCGUGACAUGCGGGGUCAACGAAGCCGUCUACAUUGCCGGCCAGCAGGCCUUCUUCAACUACUCCACCAGUAAGAGAAUCACGCGGCCAACUAAUGCCGAUGACCCCAGUAGUGGCAACAAAGUCCUGCUCCUCUCCAUUCAGAACCCCCUCUAUCCCAUCACCACUGAUGUUCUGUACACAGUCUGCAAUCCCAUAGGCAACGUGCUGCGCAUUGUCAUCUUCAAACGCAAUGGAAUCCAGGCCAUGGUGGAGUUCGAAACUGUCAAAAACGCCCAGAAGGCAAAAUCGGCUCUCAACGGAGCCGACAUAUACGCCGGCUGCUGCACCCUGAAGAUCGAAUACGCUCGGCCCACGCGACUCAACGUCCUCCGCAACGACAAUGAUAGCUGGGACUACACCAAGCCCUUUCUCGUCAGGCGAGAGCGAGGGAAGGGGAGACAACGCCAGGCCAUUCUGGGAGAGCAUCCGUCCUCCUACAGCGACAACGGCUAUGGGUCACACUGCCCCCUGCUGCCCCUGCCCAGCAAUAACAGGUACAAGAGGAGCUCUCCCCAUGACGCCCAGGAGGUGGUUGCCUACCCCCUGCCCCAGACCUCCUCCUAUAUGGGCCACGCCUCCAGCUCGUCGGUCGCCAUGGUGAGCGGCCUGCACCCAGCCAAGAUGAACUGCACCCGCAUCUUCAACCUCUUCUGCCUGUAUGGGAAUAUUGAGAAGGUGAAGUUUAUGAAGAGUGUCCCGGGCACCGCACUGGUAGAGAUGGGAGAUGAGUACGCUGUGGACCGAGCCAUCACACACCUCAACAGCAUCAAGGUGUUCAGCAAGAGGCUCAACGUCUGUGUGUCCAAGCAGCACGCGGUCAUCCCCAGUCAAGUGUUUGAGCUGGAGGACGGCAGCAGCAGCUACAAGGACUUUGCCAUGACCCGGAACAACCGCUUCAGCAGCGUGGGCCAGGCGUCCAAGAACAUCAUCCAGCCGCCCGCCGCUGUGCUGCACUUCUACAAUGUCCCGCCCUGCAUCACUGAGGACGAGCUGCAGAGGUUAUGUACAGAGCAUGAUGUUCCCGGUUUCAUCAAGUUCAAAGUCUUUGAUGCAAAACCCAGCUCCAAAACUAUCUCAGGCUUAUUCGAAUUUGACAACAAGACACAUGCUGUGGAGGUUCUAACAGUCCUCAACCACCACCAGAUCAGAAUUCCAAAUGGUUCCAACCCUUACACCCUCAAGCUUUGCUUCUCCACUUCCUCACACCUCUGAGACCUGGAAAACCAAGAUGGCCGCCGCAAUAGUUUGCCAUCAACAAGGGGAGAAGCGGAUAGGGGAGAAAGGAAGAGCACCCAACAAAGGAGAACAAAAGAAACAACGCAAGGGUGGUUAGUCAACACACUUUUUCGGACCUGAGAAUGGAAAGGCGGGGUGUUAAAAACACUCAAGAUCAUUUCUCCCCCUCAUAUGAACUAUUUUACUGGAUUAUUUUUUAUGUCUUUUUUCCUUUUAUUUACAAAAACUAUUUGAAGGAGCUGCAAGUGGUUGGGCUGACAGUUGUAACUGACAGAGGGAGAGGAAAGCCCAACUAUGCAUCCUGGCAGGGCUGCUUACUCUGCACUACAAUUGAUUUGACAUUUCCUGUGCUGACUUGACGAGGGCCGAAUUUGACUUCUAUCUUUUUAUUGUGUGACCUAUUUUAGUGGUCAAAAGACAGUGGCCUACGUUACGUUUUAAUUCCUAAGCUGAUGUCGAUGGCCAGUGGCCAGUUUUACAACUUUCAGACGAUUCCCAAAGUUGGACCAUGAGAACUGUAUACCCAGUUUUUCCCCUAUAUUAGUUUCUUCCUUAGGCGGGAUGCAAAAGCCCUCGAAGCAACAUCUAGGGCAGCUGGGAUAAAAAUUACAAAUUGAAGCCAAUGGAGGGCAAAUCAUUUUAGGCGGUGGAGGGCUGCUCUAGCUAGGGGAAACACUGGUGGAAACUAGUGGAAAUGUGUGUGCCUAACUCUGCAAUAUAAGAGAUUACUCAGUGUUUGUAAAUGAAUAACCAGUCCAUAUUAUAGUGUACAUACAGUGCCUUGCGAAAGUAUUCCCCUUGAACUUUGCGACCUUUUGCCACAUUUCAGGCUUCAAACAUAAAGAUAUAAAACUGUAUUUUUU
Messenger RNA from Oncorhynchus tshawytscha (Chinook salmon), 2678 nucleotides. Its product is annotated as heterogeneous nuclear ribonucleoprotein L-like. Gene Ontology annotation, molecular function: mRNA binding. The record is from RefSeq and is a predicted model, not a curated record. Bases 151 to 1791 code for a protein of 546 amino acids. Gene Ontology annotation, biological process: regulation of RNA splicing; mRNA processing. The transcript is spliced from 13 exons. Gene Ontology annotation, cellular component: nucleus. Lineage: Eukaryota; Metazoa; Chordata; Actinopteri; Salmoniformes; Salmonidae.